Messenger RNA from Aureobasidium namibiae CBS 147.97, 3444 nucleotides. RefSeq lists its product as uncharacterized. Gene Ontology annotation, cellular component: microtubule organizing center. The coding region runs from base 1 to 3444 and encodes 1147 amino acids. The transcript has 5 exons. Lineage: Eukaryota; Fungi; Ascomycota; Dothideomycetes; Dothideales; Saccotheciaceae. The record is from RefSeq and is a predicted model, not a curated record.
AUGGCUUACAACUUUGUCGACACUCCGCGCACCGACAUGGCCGACUUGACGCGAUUCGAUGCCGAUGCUCUGUCCUUCUCCAUGGAGCAGCCCUUCCCUUCGCCCUCCAAGGAUCCAAAGAAUGACCUCGUACGCCAAAUGAAAGCUCGGCAAGGCGCCGCACAGUCUAUCAAAACUCCGCGCGCACGCAACAACCUGGUUAAUGCCAGGAACGGGCCGUCGAAGAACGAGUUCACUCCUUUACUAAAGAGUGCCGCACACAACCGCUUCCGCUCAAGAGAAAACAAGGAAAAUCACAACGACUUGCUCAACAGCGUUCUGAGUGGUCGCGCCCCUGCCACGCCUGCUUACCUCAAGCCGGGCUGGGUCGAGUCGCACACUCCGGGACUGCCUGUCAACAGCAGUAUCAUGGAUCACGAUCACACUGGUAGUUCGCAAGGCGAAGGCACACCAGUUCCACCCGCUAUCGCAAGUAGUAGUAUCAUGUCUACGCCCAUGCCAAUGCUGCCACACAGAGACGGAGGCUUGGUCGACCAGGGAAACGUUCUCACGCUACGAGAGCAAGAAGCUAAACUCGACGCCGUAACGAAAGAGAACUUCAACCUGAAGCUCAAGAUCCAUUUCCUCGACGAGAACCUGAAGCGUACUGGAACCGAAUACCAACAAGAGGUCAUCAAGCAGAACACCGAGCUGAAAACCGACAACACCCAACUCUCCCACGAGCUGAAGAAGCAGCGAAAAGUCAUCGAGCGUGCCGAGAUUGAACUAGAGCAAUACCGUCAACAACUUCGCGAUUAUGCUGAGAAGGUCAAGAGGAAGCACACGGAUGACAUAGUCAAGGAAGAGAUGGAGCGCUUGCGUCAACAGGCCGAAAAGAAUCAAAACUUGGCGGACGAGCGAGAGGAGCAGAUCAAUGAACUACAACACAGACUCAACAAUGCUGGAAGCUCCUCGAACGAGAAGGUCAAGGAUCUUGAAGAUGAUGUUGCCGACCUCGAAGCGGAGAUCCGUGCAAAGGAGAUCGACCUAGACACAAAGGACGAGCAGAUUGAAAAGCUGCAACAGAAGUUGAAGGAGGCACAAUCUGAUGAUGGUGAAGUCAACGGUCUGCGCGACGACAUUGCCGAUCUCGAAGCCGACGAGCUCAAUGGUCUGCGCGAAGACGUCGCCGCCCUUGAAGCCGAUCUCGAAACCCGAGAACGCGAGCUGCUGGAGCACCGAGAAGAAAUUGAGGAACUCAAACAACAAGCAAGAAGCGCACAAAAUACGGACCGUUCCACGAAAAAGCUACGAGGUAGUCUGGAAGAAUUGGAGAACCAGCUCAGAGACAAAGACCAAGUCAUCGAUCAGAAGCACAAUGAGCUGCGUGCGUUGGAAAAGCGACUCCAGAGUUCAGAAGCUGCCCAUACCGCCGAAGUGCGCGAGGUCGAGAGCGAACUACAAGAGAAGGAUUACUCGAUCGAGCAGAAGGACGGUGAGAUCAGGGCCUUGCAGGAUCGUUUACAGACAGCAAGAGGUAGCUGGGACGCCGAGGCGAUGCAGACUGACGCCCGUUUGCAAGAGAAGGAUCAAAUCGUCUACGAAAAAGAAUCGCAUCUCCGUGAAGCUACACGCAUGAUCGAUGAGCGGAACCGCGAGAUCUCGGACCUAAAGCAGAGUCUCAAAUCCAUCGAGAACGACACCAGCGCACAGGCUCAACAAUAUAGGCAGCAAAACGAGCAGAUUCGACAGCUCCAGGAACGCUUACGAUCAACCGAAACCAGUGCAGGUGCCGAGCGGGAUGAAAAAUCAGACAUCAUCGCCUCGAAGGACCGCGAGAUCCGCAACCUGCAAUCGAGACUUCGUAGCCAAGAAGGAGACGAGAGCAAUGAAAUUCGACUGAAGACGGAACACAUCGAACAGCUCGAGAAGGACAUACAUCUGAAGAACCAGCAGGCCCUGCAACUAAACACUGAGUUGCGUGCUCUCAAGGAUCGCGUGGCUGGCACGGAGUCACCGACAAAGAAGAACUCUAUGCUUAGUCAACAAGCAGAACAGAUUCGUAACCUCCAGCAAGCUCUUCGCGCUUUGUCUGGCGAAAAGGAUGCUGAGUUGAAUGAGCUUGAAAAGCAUUUGCAGUCCGCCGAGACUGAACUGGACGCUCAUACCAAGAGAAUUCAACAACUGCAAGAACGUCUCAGAUCAGCAGAAAAGGACCAAUCUUUCGCCGGCCACAUGGACGAAGAUAUGCAAAAGAAGCAAAAGACUAUCGAGCAGCAAGAAGACCAGCUGUUGGACCUGCAGACGAAGCUUCGCAAAGCCUUGCAAGAGAGGGAGUCUGAGGUGAUCACCUUCGAAUCGCGUCUCCGCCAGGCCAAGCAAGAGGCUGAACAGGAGAAGCAACAGCUCAGUCACGACCACGAAGAGGCUUUGGAAGCUCUCGAAGACGAGAUCAUUGUUCUGGAGUCGAAUGUUGAAGAAGCGCAAAGCGAGAGAUCAGCUUUGCAGCAAAAAAUCCAACUUCUAGAAAGAGAUCUUGUGGCAUCGAAGCAGAACGGCACACCAGUACGCGAACGCAACGAGCUGCGUUUGAAGCUGAGAAACGCCGACAUGGAACGACAGAACCUGAAGAGUCAGAUACAAGAUCUCGAGCGCGAGCUUGAUGCAGCCUGGCAAGCCAAGGAGAAUGGCACACCCGUACGUGAGCGUAAUGAGCUACGAUCGAAGCUAAGAGAGUCGCAAACCGAGAUCUCCAAGCUUCAAAACCGCAUCCAGUCUCUCGAGUUUGACUUGGAAUCCGCCCAAGCUGACAAGACGAUGGCCGAUGAGCGCAUGGACCUACAUGAGUCUCUCAAGGAAGCCAAGAUUGAAGCCGAAGACCUACAGCUACAGAUUUCAGAUCGCGACAAGAAGAUUGCCGCUCUGUCAAAGAAGGAGAGCGAGGCCAAGAUCCACCUCGACGAGGCACAAAGUCGUUUGCAAUCAUCUCUCAGCCGCGAGAACGAGUUGCGCUCCAAGCUCAAGAACGUUCGUGGCGAAGCUGAUGAUACACGCACGAUCAACCAACGGGAAGUUCGCAGUCUGAUAGAGACCAAGGAGAAGACGCAUGCAAGCGAGCUCAAGGGACUUGCCAAACAGAUCCAAUACAUGCGGGCCAAGUGCGAGCGCGAGGAAGCAUUCCGCAAGGAUUUGGUGUUUAGCAAACGCUGGUUUUUGAUGCAGGUGGAGAUGUAUGGUGCAUGCAACAAAGCAGAUCUCAAGCUACUGGAGGAGAUGGGAGUAACACCAAAGACCAAGACCAAGGAACACAAACCUAGUCUAAAGUCGGUGGCAUACAUGAUCAUGGCUACCGUACGCAUGCGCAAGAUGCAGGAAGCGUGGUCGGGCAACAAGAAGCUGCACGAGACGUUGAUGAAGAAGUUGGAUGGCAUGAGACGGAAGCAAGGCAAGACGCCGCUACGAUGA